This is a messenger RNA of Trypanosoma conorhini, 693 nucleotides long. RefSeq names its product syntaxin. The transcript has a single exon. Bases 1 to 693 code for a protein of 230 amino acids. NCBI's taxonomy places the organism in Eukaryota, Euglenozoa, Kinetoplastea, Trypanosomatida, Trypanosomatidae. The record is from RefSeq and is a predicted model, not a curated record.
AUGCCCUCGUCGAGGGACCCUUUUGAUGAAUCCGUCAGCGACGUGCGGGAGCUUGUGGCGCAGGCAAAAACUCUGAAAGAUUCCGUGAGGGCGAAGGGGCUCGUUGACCGCGGUGUCGUUGAGGAGGUGAGACGCGUCUUGGAUGCGGCGGAUGAAGAGUUGGAGCUUCUCAGGAACGUGUUGCGGGUAAUUGAGGAACGGAACGGUAAAGUUGGCGACCAAGUUUUUUCGGUGAAUGAGGUGCUGCGUCGUCAGGGGGUGGUUCGCGAGCUUGAGACGGAGCUAAAAGACGUUCGCAGCUUUCGCGACUCUGUGGAGGCCCGCGUGGUGGAAACUGAGAAGAAGUUUAGUGCUUUGGGUCCUGCUGACGACCACGUCGACGAUGCGUUUGUGCUGGGGCAGGAACAGGCCCAGCGGCAGGUGCACUCGGAGCAAGAUCUUAUUUUAGAUAGGCUCUCCUUCGGUCUUCGCGAGUUGAGGGAAACGGGGGUAGGCGUCAAUGAUGAGCUCCAACAGCAGGAAAUUCUGCUGGAGGACGCUCAGCAAAAUAUGGAGGGCGUACAGGCGCGUCUGCGCGUGGUUAACGCAAAGGUAGACAAACUACUGGCGAGCAUGUCUAACCGAAAGAAAAUAUGUACGAUUGUGAUUCUCGUCGUCACCCUGGUGAUUCUUGCCGCAAUCCUGUUUGGGUGA